Molecule: messenger RNA, 5394 nt
Organism: Vidua chalybeata
Lineage: Eukaryota; Metazoa; Chordata; Aves; Passeriformes; Viduidae
Gene: NES
Product: nestin
Exons: 4
Coding region: 67-4887 (1606 amino acids)
Biological process (GO): positive regulation of intermediate filament depolymerization
Cellular component (GO): intermediate filament
Molecular function (GO): intermediate filament binding; CCR5 chemokine receptor binding
Source: RefSeq, a predicted model, not a curated record
GGCUCUCCCCGGCAUCCUCCUCCUGCCCCGGCGGCUCCCGAGCCCCGGCGUCCUCCGGCAGCGCCCAUGCUGAGCACGGAAAGUUUCGCAGGGGCGAGAGCCCUGGGAGAGGAAUCGCUGCAGAUGUGGGACCUCAACAAGCGGCUGGAGGCGUACCUGGCCCGCGUGAAGGUCCUGGAGGAGGAGAACGAGGUGCUGCGAGCCGAAAUCCAGAGCACCAAGAGCAGCCCGGCCGGGGACUCGUGGCGGGUGAAGUACGAGGAGGAGCUGCGAGCCCUGCGGGAUGCGCUGGAUCGCGCCUUCAGGGAGAAGUGCACGGCAGAGCUGGCCAGGGACAACCUCUACGAGGAGGUCCAGCAGGUGAAAAGCAGGUGCCAGAAGGAGCAGGCAGCCCGAGAAGAAGCAAAGAAGCAGCUGUCCUUGAGCAAGAAGGAGCUGGAGGAGGAGAGGAGAGCGCAGAUCUGGCUGAAGGAGAGAGCUGUGCAGCUGGAGAAGGAGGUGGAAGCCUUGCUGGAGGUGCACGAGGAGGAGAAAGCGGGGCUGGACCAGGAGAUCGCGAGUUUCUCCCACAGCCUGGAGAGCUUCCGCUGCGCCCCGGUGGCUUUCCAGCCGGUGGAGGUGGAGGACUACUCCAAGAGACUCUCGGAGAUCUGGAAAGGGGCGGUGGAGACCUACAAGACAGAGGUGUCGCAGCUGGAGGGUUCCCUCUGCCAGGCCAAGGAGAACCUGUGGAAGGCGGUGGAGGACAACCAGCAGAGCCAGCUGCAGCUGCAGCACCUGGAGAAGGACCUGGCGGGGCUCAAAGCACGGAAGGAGCUGCUGGAGGAGAGCCUGGCCCGGCAGUGGCAGGAGCAGCGCGGGGAGGCAGAAAAGUUCCAGCUGGCGAUGGAGGCCCUGGAGCAGGAGCAGCAGAGCCUGCGGGUGCAGAUCGCCCGGGUGCUGGAGGACAGGCAGCAGCUCAUGCACCUCAAGAUGUCCCUCAGCCUGGAAGUGGCGACCUACAGGACGCUGCUGGAAGCGGAGAGCACCCGCCUGCAGAUGCCUGCCGGGGAAUUCAGGUUGGCCAACGGUGUGCGAGAUCUCAAACUGGAGGUGAGCAGCAGCAGCAGCAGCAAACUGGUGCCAGCGAGCGCCGAGAGCAGGCGGCUGCUGCCCCGGGAGCACUGCACCAGCCCCUCCACCUUCCCCCGGGCAGAGGGGAGGGGGCAGCUAGCAAAACCCCAAAGCGACACCCUGACCCCCGAAAGCCCCAGUGCCAGGGAGCUCCAGAAAAUCACCUCAGUCCUGCGGGGCACGGCUACCGGCCGGGCUGGGGGGCCGGGAGCCCCUGCCUGCCCCACAGCCAGCCCCUCCCAGGCAGGCAGAGCCGCCCCUCCCCUCUCCCCGGAGCCCCCCAGCCCCUCACCGCCGGGGCAGGAGAGCUCUGGGGGAGAGGGUCCCGCCUGGCCGGGAGGAGACGGGGCAGCGAUGAGCCCAGGGACGGAGCGUCCCCUGUCCAGAGCCUCGGGGGACGCUGCCAGUGCCAGCCUGCAGCCCCUGGCAGCCGCCCACAGGCUGCAGUACCCGGCCCAGCUGGUCAGCGAGGCGCUGGAGGACGCGCUCAAGGCGAUGGGAGAUGAUGCUCAGCCCGAGGAGGAGCCCACACCCAGCUCCACGUGGGCCCCCCGGGAUGUCUGUGCCCCCAGCCCCGUUUUCCCCCCAGAAGCUUGUGGGGAGGCUGUGUCAGAGGGGCCUGGGGAAGAGCAGGAGCCCUCUGAGGGCUCUGAGGAUGGUGAGAGCCCCGAGGCAGAGGAGAGGGCUGGGGAGGUCGUGCUCCAGGGGCUGGCUGUGGAGAGCAGCAUCCUGCAGGACAGAGCCGGGUCCCCCCCGGGCACAGCCGCUUCCUCGGCGAGCCGGGAAGAUCUGGGAGCGUGGGAGGAGGAGGAGGAGGAGGAGGUACCUGCUGUGCUGAGCCCAAGGGAUCCACAAGUGGAGGCCCAGGAAAGGGACAAGGGUCUUGCUGGGCAGAUGGUGACCAGCUGGGAAAAGCCAGAGCAUGAAAGAGCAGAGACCCCAAGCACAGAGCCUUCACACCCCUCAGAGGAUGAGGAGGAGGAGGAGAGGGGACCCUGCAGCCCCUGCGAGGAGAAGGGAGAUUUCCAGGAAGAAGGAACAGAUGUGCAAGAAGAGGAGUGUCCACACAGAGAAGUGGAAGCUGCUCGUGCUGUCCUUGUGGAAAGCCACCUGGUUUUGCCCACAAAAGCUCACCUGGAAGAGGACUUUGCUGAUGCAGAGCAGGAAAGGUCUGAGCAGCAGAAAAUGCCCGUGUGUGAGAUGGAUCUGGCUGCAGAGAAGGAAAGGGAACAGGAGCUGUGCCCAGAGCAGAAGCCCUCGAGAGUCCAUGAGGCCAUCCCAGCAGAGGAGGCUUCCACAGGAGCUGAAGAAGAUACUGUGGGAGGGGAGGACUCCGGCAGAGUGGAAGAUGGCGAGGGAGAAAAGGGAGAGGCCAGCAGGGAGGUGCUGGGAGGAGAGGAGCAUGGGGUAGGACAGGAGCCCAUGGCAGGAGAGGACCUCACAGCAGGAGAGGACUCCGAGGCAGGAGAAGACCAAGGGGCAGGAGAAGGCUCUGAGGAAGGAGAAGACCAAGGGGCAGGAGAAGACCAAGGGGCAGGAGAGGAUCCUGGGCCAGGAGAGGCUGUGGGAAGUGCUGCCCUGGAGGGGGAGAGCAGAGCCCCAGAGGAGCCUGAGGACCUGCAGGAAGGAGAGGGGGGACAACAACAGGAGGAGGAGGAGCCCUGGGGACAGGGGGAUGAUGGCCAAGAGCCCUGUCCAGAGGACUGGGAGGUGACAGCAGAGGAUACUGAGGGAGUUUUGGGGCCAGAAGAGCCAGCCUGGGCUGAUGACACCCCGAGCAGUGCAGGAAGGCUGCGAAGCCAGGAGAGAGAUGGCACAACGCCAGCAGAGCUGGAGGAAGCCCAGGAAGAUGAUGAAGAAGAUGCCAAGAGCCAGGAGAUGAGCCAGCAGCAGGCAGUGCCAGAGGCUGAGCCAGCAGCAGAGCUGGCGUGGCAGGAGCAGCAGGGCAGCGUGGCAGAGCCUGAGCCAGCCCCUCCAGGUGCCCCCGAGCAAGGGGACGGGCAGGAGCUGGCCGAGGCUCCAGAGGAGGUGCAGGAUGAGGAGGCUGCUGAGGGGCUCAGCUCAGAGCUGGGGAGGCUGGAGAGCUCAGAGCUGGUGGCACUGAGGCAGGCGCCAGGUGACAGUGGCGAGUGGGCGUUGGAGGAGGCCCCCAGAGAGCCAGAGGCCACGGCGGGCAGCGGCAGGAGGGUGGAGCUGGAGGACACACUGCCAGACAGCACGCCCUUGCACCUCUACGGGGGGGAGCUGCUGGCUGGGGGGGCACCCAGCCCAAACCCCCCAGACACCGAGGAGACCACGGAGACAGCGCCUGUGAGUGACACAGCUCAGGAGGGCGAAGGGUGGCUGCAAGGGAGGGACAAGCCACCAACUCCCACCAUGCCAGAGAGCCCUGAAGAGGAGGCAGGGGCAGAGGGGGCUGCUGUGGCAGAGGGUGCUGAGGAGGAGGAAGGUUAUUUCAUGGUCUCUGCUCCCAACCAAGAGGUGUCCAGCUCAGAGGAAGCUGAGAUCUCCGAGGACUUCGAAGAAAUUAAAGUUGAAGCAACUGAAGGCAGCCAAGGUGAUCUGGGGGCUCCUGGAGGAGCACCUCCAGUGCCAGAGGGCAAAGAGCACCCCGAGGAGCUUGCUGCGGAAGCAGAUGAGGAUGUGGAGAUGCCCACUGAAGAAUUGGAGGUGCCAGAGGAUGAAGACAACACUGCUGGGCUGGAGGAAGGCCCAGAAGAAGAUCCCAGCUGUCUCGGGGUGAUGGGACCAUCAGCAGGAGGUUCUGCUGAGCCAGCCCAGGGUGCCACAGGCACUGCAGCAUGGGAGGGACCAGAGCACUCGGAAGGUCUGGCUGCUGAGUCAGACGAGGAGCUCCACACCACAGCUGAGCUGGAGAGGGAUGCCAGUGGAGCAGCAACCCUCCCAGGCUGCACCCUGGGGUUGGCAGGGCAGGAGGAGCAGGGGGAAGAUGAGGAUGAGCCCAGCACGGCUCUCCAGGACACGGCCACCCCUCCAGCAGGGCUCCAGGCAGCGCCUGGUGAAGCAGAGCAGCCUCUGGAAGGGCAGCCAGCCACGGAGGAGGAAGCACUGGGCAGGGAGAGCCCCCCUUCACCCGGGAACCAGCAGCCCCCUGGGGCCAGCCCCCCUCAGCUGGGCUCUGCACUGGGGCAGGGAGGAUUCCCAGAGGUGAUUCCGGACAUCCCUGACACAGCCGUUCUCCCUGCAGAGGUGCCACUGGAGAUCAUGAAGGACUCGGAUAUUUUGGAAAUAGUUGAGCAGGCCCUGGAAUUCAACCAGGAGCUGAUGGGGGUGAGGGUGGCAGAGGGUGGGCAGGGUCCUGGGAGGACCGAGCUCUCCCGGGAUGCAGGGGAAGACUCCUCGCUUGCCUCAUCCAGCGAGGAGGAGCCAACAGUGCAGGAGGCGCCGGAGGUGGCCCCGGAGAGGGAGGGUCUGGCCCGGGCUGAGAACGGGCUGCACCGGGAGGCCAGUCUGGAAGACCUGGCUGAAUUCAGCGAGGAGGUGCUGAACGGCAUCACCAGCGCAGCCCCAGCACAGGAGCUCCCCACAGAGACCACAGAGCCCUCGCUGGCGAUGCCACCGCGGGCCCCCACCCCUGGAGGUGGCACCGCCACCAAGCUGGGGGAUGCCACCCUGAGGGGGAAGCAUGGUGGAGCCGAGCCCAGCCCCGUGCCCCCUGCUCUGGGGGAGGAUGUCCUGUGCCUCACGGCCGAGCAGCCACCAGCGUGUCAGCUGAGGGCUGAGCAGGAGCCCUGGUCCUCAGGGGAUGAGUGACAGCAGCCCGGGGCAACCUCCUGGUAGCCCCCUUCCUGCCAAAACCCAGUACCUCCACUUGUCCCACCCCCCUCCUGUUGCUUCCCCGUCUCCUUGUGGCUUUUAACAUGUUUGUGUGGAUUUUUUGCACCCCUUCUCAGAGUGAAGAAGCACCAAGUUCCGUUGCCCCCCCCCCCCCCCCCCCCGCAGCCCACCCGAAUUCGCAUGCUUGCUCUGGGACCCCUGCUUCACUUUGGGCUUCUUCUUGGGUGGGUUGCCGUGGUUGUAUUUAAUUUAAACUCUGUGUUUCCCCAUUCCCUGCAAUCUUCCCCCUCCAGUUCCCCCAGUAUUUGUCGCAGGACGUCCAGCUGGAGUUUAGGGACCCCCCCAAAGUGCACCCUGGGACUCGGCGUUUUGGGGCUACAUCACCCCAGGGUCCCCAGCCCCAACCCGACACUGGGGGCUGAGCCACGCUGGAUGUAUCCACUGCCUCGACAUUAAUUUAAUAAAGCCUCAUCCUCCCACUCA